CUUUAGGUUUUGGCGGCAAUUUGCGUCGCAUGGGGACAGACUACAGUAUAUUUUAUACGUUAAUUUAAUAAGUAGUAGGUAGAUUUUGAAUUUCGAAAUGGGAACAAAUGAAAAGCAGCUUGAAAAUCUACUUCGUGGAUCCGAUUCAAACAAGAUUGAAGAGUUCUUGCAGUCAAAUCUAAAUACACCCCAAGCGUGUGGAACAGUGUUUGAAUCUUGCCUUCGUAGAGUAGCACAGCAGGGCAUACAGAAAAACCGCGCUGAAACAGUGUUGUGUGUUUUAAAAAUUGUGAAGUAUUUAUGUGAGCAAAACAAUCAAAGAGGAAUUCAUGUGCUAAUAGCAGCUGGAAUACUUGAAACUUUAGGCAAAAUUUUCCUGUAUGUCACAGAAAAAGCUGCUGGACGUCAGUUAAACGUUUCCGACCUUCUUACUUUGUUACUUGAUUGCAUAACUAGCGUAAUUGAAUUGCAAAGCACUAAAUAUACAUGGCUUCAAUCAAACUGUGACUUGUUCCUUUCGUUUCUUUGUAAAAGUUACACAAAUGUUGAACUCAAAAGAAAAGUUGUUGAAGCUUUUAUUGGAAUCUUGGUUUCGUUGGAUUCUACCUCCAUGGACCAAAUCCGCAGUUCGAUUUCAUGCACACCAUUGAUUGAUGACCUUGUUGAAAACAUUCUUUUGAAUCUCAACUACUUUGGAGAUUAUGAUGUUCAAGUGGGAAUAGUUGAGUUAUUGUUUCGGUUGUAUCCAACUGUAAAACGAAAAGAAAAAGCUCAAUCCUGGAAUCAUAACGAUGAAACUGCACGUCUCUUUUGCUGCAUAAGUUACAACAAUUUUGAGUCGAGUGCCAGGGCUUAUAUUAACAAAGUGAACCAAACAUCUCAAGAAAAAUGGGUUGCAUCAUAUCAUUGUAUGUCCCUUGUUAUUGGGGAUUUAGUUCUUGGAGAAAAGGAUGAAUGUUGGAUGGAUUUAUGUUUCCGAAGCAGGAAUUUGGGAAUUGCGUUUGGUCCCCGUUUUGAAUAUGGUUGGUAUGCAGUGAUGUCUGAUAAUGUGGAAGAUUUUAAAAUUGAAGAUGAAGAGAGCAGUAUAAAGAUGGUUUUGACAACAAAAGUUUCAGUGAGAAGAAUGUUUGAAAAUGAUUCUUUCUCUGACACCUUGCGUGUCAUUUCAUUUACAUUUCGAAAAACCGCCUAUUUCACAGCAGCAUUUUUAAGAAGCAAAGUUAAUCAAAUUUUCUCCAAAAUUGCUAAGGUUUCCAAAAGCAGAAGUGUCAUCAAAAGUUCUGUAGCUGAAACAGACACUACAGUUGCUAUUCGGAGUUCACAACUUACUGUGGAAACAAGUCAACCUUCUCGAGUUGGAAAAUUCAGUAAAACGGUUCCUUAUCUCAUCACAAGAACAACUGCUCUAGAUGUUUCUACUCAUGGAGCACUUAAACACAAAACACCAAUAUCGAGUGAAAAUCAGCAUUCACAGAUUGUUGUACCAGCAAGUCAACCAUCGAUGGUUCGUUCAUCAAGUUUAACCAAACCUUAUCCCAUCAUGAGCAGCACGCUACGUCAAGACAAAAGUUUCUUAGCAAUAGAAUCUGGUAACCAAUUUAUUGAUGUGUCCAACCAGAAACUAACAUUACAGGAGAAAAAAAUCCGACAACAGCCACCAAUAGAAGUUGUUGGAAGUCAGGUACUUGGUAGCCAACUGGAAAAAGAAUUGUCCUCAAGCGACUCUGUUUGUAUUGUGAACAGAAAAAAAAGUUUUGGCAGCAAAUCAAGCUUAGUGGAAGUUAUUCCCGAGACUCAGAACGAAUCUUAUCAUGAUAAACACAACCAAUCAACAUCACAUGUGGAGUUAGGUCUUGCCUUCAUGCAUGAUCAGAAUCAGCUAAACAUAUCGGCAGCAGACAAAAGAAUUGUAAAAAGAACAUCAGAGGAAGAAAAAGCAAUUGUGGAAAAUGUAGGAGCUGUAGAAAUUGUUGCGGAAUAUGAAAAAGAGAAGAAUGCGACUAGACAGAGUUCUGCUGAGAAAUCACGAAAACCUCGGAUGACAGCUGACACACAUUCCUCAAGCGAGGUAGCAAAAAAUAAACCAGCAGAAGGCAAGCGUAAGCGAAAAAAGAAAGUAGCAAAAGUUAUUGAUUCACAUCCAAAAAUUCAUACACGAUCACAUACAGCGGGCAAAGAAACUCCCCUUUCUAAAAAGAAUACAAAAUCGGAUAUAGUCAAUUCUAUAGGAAAAGAAUUAGAAGAGUUACAAAAACUAUCAAAGAAAAUCCCUUCUCCAGUUAAACAGGAUAAAACACCGAACAACCAAAUCUAUAAAAGAAAUGUGAGCUUUGAGAGCAAAAGUGUCAAUAAAAGAGACACACCAGUAAAUUCAAGCAGAAAGCUACAGGAAAAAAGGAGAAGUUUCCCAACCAGAAAUAUAUCAUGGUUUUCCUCGUCCUCAACUUCUGACAUGAGCUGGAUUGAUGGGCAUAGACACAAGCCAAAAGAUACAAAGGACCCUGUAUGGCUGUCUGAAAAUUCACCCCCAAAACUUAAAACAUACGAAAAGAAAACAUCAAGUACAAAGUUUCAGUUCGGAAAACACGAUCGCUCUUUCAUGGAGAUAGUAGAGGAACAUGAGCAAGCAGAAAAUAAUAAGAGAAAGAAAAUGGAGAAGUUGUGUGACACCUCCUUUACUAUUCCUGAUGUAGAAACACCAGUUUUCAUGAAACAACAGAACAACCUGACUCCAGUAGCUCCCAUAGAAAGUCCAAGAGUUGUUUUGCAUGAAAAAAAGAAAGUUGGUGCAAACAUAAGUCCUGGUAACAGUACAAUGGAAAUAAAACACCCGAAAAAACUUCAUUUUUCGAGACAUCAGCAGACGCAAAAAAAAGCUGCAAGAACUUUGCCUAAAAAGCAUGAGUUUGAGAGCAAAGUCACAGCUCCCAGGAACCCAAAACUAAUUAGAACAACAGAGUUACCAAAGCAAAGGAUGACACCUUCAAUGUACAUGAGAGAAAUGAACAUGAAUACCGAACAAAAACUUGCUGACACUCAUGAGAUGAGACUGCCUCGUGUGGUAGCAUUACUUGACAUGUCUGAAACAACCCAUCAGAAGGUUUCUUAUGUUGAUAUUGAGGAAGCGAUGUUUCAACCAUUUCCAUCUGAAAUUUAUUUUCAAAAUUUUGAACCUUUUCAAACUUAUGAGGUUCCCUUGCUUGUCAGGAAUAAUGACAAAGUUCCACGACUGGUAAAAGUUGUUCAGAAUGAUUCACCUUACUUUAAAAUCAUCAGCCCUGAUGAUGUCAGCCAUAAGGUUGCUCCUGGCAUGGCCUCCAUCUUUAAAAUCCAAUUCACGCCUGAGAUGAAAAAAGAUUACCAUCAUGAGUUGAUAUGCAUGACUGAGCGCGAGAAAUUUAUUGUACCCGUCUUUGGGAUCGGAGCACGUGCGAUUCUUGACUUUCCAGAUGAAGUUAAUUUUGGAGUGUGCCCAGUCAAGCAUAACACACAGAAAGUUCUCUUUGUGCGAAAUAUAGGAAAUAAAGAAGCAAAAUGUUCAUUUUUAGUUGAUCCACCGUUCUCAGUGUCAACUUCAUCAGGAUUGCUGGCAGUUGGUGACAGCAUGCAGGUAACUGUGGAGUUUAAAGCAAUGAAGGUUGGAGACCAUCAAAAGGAUUUGAUCAUAAGAUACAACACAGGUGAAGAUGUCCAUGUAGCUUUGUAUGGGGCAUCAGCAGACAGCAAUGUGAGACUUGAUAAGAAUUCACUACGAAUCGACAACACAUUUAUAUUUAUGGCCAACCAACGAACUGUGACCAUCCACAACCGAAGUAAUGUCCUCGUACAUUAUAAAUGGUCACCAUUCCCCACUCUGGAAGAUGAAGAAAUGCAAAAACAAAAAUUUUGCUCCGAACUCACUGAGGAAGAAAACCAGGAGCAGGACAGAUUCUUGGAGGAAUGCAUCGUUGAUCCAACACUGAGAGAUCGUCUUGCCAUCCUCACGAGGACUUUUGAUAACAGGAGGAACAUCGUCAAAGAUGACCCGCUUCUUUUCAAUGAUGAUGUCUUCAAACUUUAUCCUCUGGAAGGAGACAUCUGGCCCAACUCAACUGCAGAAGCCACCAUUGUUUUCAAACCAACUGCAGCAAAAACUUACCAGCAAACAAUCUUCUGUGAUAUAACUGGUCGUGAAACCAGACUCCCAUUAAAAGUUAAAGGUUGUGGCAUGGGACCAAAGCUACAUUUAUCAUUUGAUGUUAUUGAUAUUGGAAAUGUAUUUGCAAGUUCAUCACACACAUAUGAGGCGAUACUGGUGAACAAAGGGGAUAUUGACGCUAUUUUCAACUUGGUACCUGAGCGAGAAUCUUCUGUUUCACGCUUCAGCGAGUUUCGUUUCGAGCCCGUUGAAGGAAUAGUGCUCCCUAGUGGUCACCAAGCGUUGGAGUUUACGUUUAGGUCCGAACGCCUCGGUUCUUUCCAACAAGAUUUCUCCUUCAGUGUUGAUGGCUCACCUGACCAAAUCAAACUUACUGUUAAAGGAAAUGUGAUUGGACCAACUUUUCACUUUGAUGUUCCCAGACUUCGGUUUGGAACAGUUUCUUAUGGCUUCAACCAUACAAAGAUCUGUACAUUGGUCAACACUUCUCUCGUUCCAAUGACCUUUGUGUUAAGAAUACCAGGCGAUGGCAAAGGUGAGCCAAGCAUCUCAAGCUUAAGUUGUUUAGAAGACAACUUGUUUAAUGAAAUCGGUGCUUCGGCAAAAAUUAACUCCCCACGAGAGUUCGAUAUUACACCUGUUCAGGGAACCAUUCGCCCUCAAAGUGAAGCUCGUAUUCAAGUUACUUUAUGUUCAAAUACAUUGAAAAGAUACGAUUGUCAACUUGUUGUCGAUGUUAAAGGGGUUGGGAAGGAAAUUUUAUCUCUUCCUAUUUCUGCAAAAAGUGUGGUGCCAAAUAUACAGGUACUUACACCACACCUGGAUUUUGGUCGUUGUUUUAUCAACCAUCCUUACCAAUUAAAAGCAAAACUUGUCAACGAUACCGACCUUGCUGCUAAAUACGAUCUCGUUCCUCAGGUUCGUGAAGAAUUGACUACAGUGGUUUAUGGGAGCUCAGCAACUAAAGGAUUAAUUGAACCUCAUUCAGAAGUUAAUGUUCCAAUCCUCAUUCAAGCUCAAGAUGUUGAUGACCAAGAAGUCACUGCUUAUUUCUCAAUAUUUGGAAGUCCCGAACCACCUCUACCACUUCUAAUAAGUUGUAUUGGAGAAGGGCCUGUGGUUCACAUAACACCUGAAUCCAUGAAUUGGGGACAAACAGAAGUUCUUACUCCUUCUGUUAAAACUGUUGAACUUUCAAAUGAAUCCCUUAUACCUGCCGACUUUAUUGCACAAAUGAUGCGAUCCGACUCAAUUUGGAAAGUGGAACCAGAGCAAGGGACAGUUCCUCCUGAGUCUGUGCUUAUUGUCAGUGUUACGGCUAUGUUGGAUGAUUGUAUACGGUUCACUGACAAGUUGACAGUGACAGUUAUUAAAGGCCCAACAGUUACAAUUCCUGUCCACGCAUAUGGGCAUGGCACCACCAUUGUCGCUGAACCACCUCUCACACCAGCUGUAAGCCUUGGACCUCACUUUGCCAAAUCGAAAUGCAUUCGAAGAUUCAGAUUGACCAACAGAGGUCGUAGACAUCAAGCAUUAACAUGGUCCACUGAUGGGUUUGUAAAACCAAAAUCGAAACGAGAGAAUCAUGCGGCGAAUGCAAAAGACAUGAAGUACAGGACAAUGGCUGCCCCUCCUCCCCCACCAGAACCUGUGUUCCAACUUCGUCCAACAAGAUUAGCAUUGGAACCUGGACAAAGUGCUAUGGUUACAUUGGAAGGAUAUUGUGAUGUGCCACGACAAGUAUGUGAGACACUUCUAUGCCACGCCAUCAUAGGAAAAGCAAACGGCAAGGAACGAAUAAUCCGCUCAGCCAUCCGUGCAGACUUUAUCUCUCCUGUUCUGGAAUUAUCCAAAGAUAAAAUUGAGUUUCGGGUUGACAAACGACCUGAUGAUGUCACAGCAUUGACCCCAAAAACCAGAACCUUCGUGGCAAGAAAUAUUUCAUCGCUUCCAUUGACUUGUGUUCUGCAUGUGGAGUAUCCAUUCCAGAUAUUGGAUUUCUAUGGCAGCCCACAAUCACAGCUUGAAAUAAAUCUUGCAAUCAGCCAAGAACUUGAAAUCACAGUGAGGUUCGAUCCUGCCUUUAAGGAUGAUCUUGUAUCAAGGGUGGCGGAAGGAGAAGUCAAGAUUUCUUACAAAGAACAUCCACAUAUGGAUUCAGUUAAACUCAAAGGAGAGGUGAAUUUCCCCAACCUUGAUUUUGAUAAAUCAACCAUUGACUUUGGAUGUAUAUUGAAUGACACUGAAGUAGCAAGAUAUGUAGAUAUAACAAACACAAGCCCGCUACCCGUGGCUUACAGAUGGUCCUUUGUUGUCACUGAGGGAGAGCAAAAUAUACGAUACAUUGGAGAAAUAGCGAAACCUGCUGAACCUGAACCUCAAGUUAAGAUUGAGGAACCUUUGCCUGAAGUUGUUGCUUUGGAUGAACCAAUUGUUGAACAUGAUGGUGUGUCUGGUGUCAAGUCAUCUGUGGAAAAGCUACCCACUUCCCUCACUACUGGUCAUGAGGAGCCAGCAUUGAGCAAGAGCAUUGAAGAGAAUAAAAAUGGGGAAAAUGAGGAGAGUGAGAUAAAAGUGGGAGAGAGUGCUGAUCAUGAUGCAAGUCAGGAGGAGAAUAUUGAUCUUCCUCCGAGCACGGAGUGGAGCAAGGAGGAGCUUGCACAGCAUGAUGAGGUCAUCCAGCAAGCUCUGGAAGAAGAAAGAAGAAGAACAGCGAGCAGGAUAUCCUCAAGGAGUCAACCCUCGCAUCCCUUCAAUACAAGAGCAGCUGAUCUUCCAUUGUUACCAUGGUUACAACCCGGUGCAAGUCAUGUUCCUAAUGGAGUGGAAGAGGUGUUUGAUAUCCUUCCAUUAUAUGGAACACUUGAACCUGGUGAAACACAGCGCGUUACAUUCACCUAUUAUGGCCAUGCUGAUGUUAGUUGUAAUGCAAGAGCUGUAUGUGAGGUGCAGGGAGGUCCAAAAUAUGACGUGAAACUUGAAGGGGAAGCUUCACUUAUUGAAUAUAAAUUCGACCGAGCAGAUGUUGACUUNUGGGAAAACUGUAAGUUGCAAAACCUUGAAAUGUUUGACCAAGUUGCAGUUGGGGAACUGAGAUUGGAAAACACAGGAAGAGUUGGUUUUAACUUUGUUGGCUUGGCUGGACUUGGUAGAUCAGGUCCAUCCCCAGGGGUUCCAGUGCUUAAACCAUCCUCUGGUCAUGUUCCUGCAUUCAGUGAUACAACACUGCCACGUGCUUUACUUACCAGGGAUUCCAGAGCAUGUUCACAAAUUCAAGUUGCUCACUUUGAGCCCGCCAUAAUUAAUGUUCUUGGUGAAGGAGUUUUCCCCCGUCUCGCCCUUGACUUGCCCCGAUUUAUUCCCGAAGACGAGCGUUACGCUUCAUUGGUCAAAGAAGCCAAGGAAAAUCUCGAACACGAGACAAACAAACAACCACCAGGGUCGCUACAGAGCAGAUUAUCUACACCAAGAAAGAUAGCGAAAGAAAACGAGUUCGAUCAAAAUAACCAGUUCAAUUCAACUGAGGAUCUUCCAUCUGAUCUUGAUAUCCACAUGGAGGUUGAACGACUCCUCCUCCGUGAGUUUGCAUCCGAGAACCAACAUUUCCUCGCUCCAGGAAGCGUCCCUGAUCCAUCCAGUGGCGGAAAAAGCAAAAAGAAAAAGAAAUUUCCAAGAGUACGUCUGACCGAUUAUUUACUUGAUUUUGGAUACGUUGUCCUUGGUAACGUAAGGUCACAUAUCGUCAGGGCAACCAACACUUCACAUUUCCCAAUCUCGUUCUCUGCUGAUCGAAGCAGUGUUUCCCAUUCAGGCUUCAGUGUUGAGUUGGAUCGUGUGAAACAACUUCCUGGAGCUCCAGAUCAUGAAACAGUUGAUUUUAAAGUGACCUUUGACCCAAGAGGAGCCAAUAUUGGAAUUGGACCAAUCGAAGCUGUGAUACCUGUCAAUAUACUUGGUGGUCCACAAAUAUGCAUGCGGCUACGAGCUCAUGUUGCUGUGCCUGAUCUCUCUGUUAGCAACGAUGUUGUGGAUUUUGAAGAUGUUCAAUGUGGCCAAUGUAAAGUCGUUACUGUGCAACUACAUAACGAGCAACAUGUGAGAUGUGAAUGGACAUCAAUCAACUCAGACAGAAGGGACAAUAUUGACAAGCAUGUUCCAAUGCAUUUGAGACGUAAACUACGUAAGGAAAACAAACCAAAACCAAACCACUUCGAAAUGAUGCCGUCCCAUGGGUUUCUUGCACCUGGUCAAAGAAUGAAUGUCCAGAUCAAGUUCAUGCCAACAGAAGAGCGGCACUACUCUCAAAGAUUGCUCAUCCACAUCACCCAGGGGACUUCUCGGGUCUCCAUUAGUGUCCGAGGUUCGGGGCUCGAACCCCAGCUUGACUUUGAACCCAACCUUGUUGAGUUUGGCCCCAUAUUACCCCAUGGUGUGGGUGAUGAAGUAGACGUGGUGGUUCGAAAUCCAACCCCGUUUUCAGUUGAACUUUAUUCACUCGACUUUGACAAGCAAUACUUACAUGAGGAAAAAAUCCUUCGUAUGAUGAAGGGAUACGAUGAACACAGCAAUCUUCUUCUUCCUCCAAGAAGAUGCGGGGAGGAUUUACCUCCAGAGCUUCUCGGUUUCUACCAGGAGCAAGAGGAGAAAAUUGAAGCAGCAAAAAUCAAAUCAGAAACAGAGGUUUCAAAAACAGAAGGCGAUGAAACUGAAGAUGACACAGCAGAUGUUGAUGUAGCUCCAUCUAGUGUUGGUGUUCCAGCUGAUGAGUCAGCAAUAAUUAAGGAAGAGACCCAGGAUGAAAUGGAUUCUCCUCGUUCAAGUCAGAAGAAAUGGGAUGAGGAAGAUGGCACCAAAGAUGUGGACACAGAGAAAGGAAGUAUGGUUGGGGUUGGUGACCUUGAAAUAACCCCGGUGUCGGCUGCCAUUGCUCGCCAUCUUGGUAUUGACCUUUCACCUGAAGGUCGUGCAGCUCGUAACAGGCGUGGUAUCGCUGUUAUUGUACAUGGACCCCCCACAUCAGGUAAAACAAACACAUCUGUGCUUCUUGCUAAAACAUAUGGAGCAGCACGUCUUACAAUUGAUGGGAUUAUCAUGGAAGCUAUAUCAAGUGGAACUUCACAGGCAGCAAUGACAGCCAAAGCUUUUAUCGAAAGCUGCCGAAGAAUUGAAUCAACUUCUUCAAAACAGUUUGGAGCUAGAGAAUCACUUAUUAAGACUGCAGUUAAACAAUCAAAGGCUGGACUUCGUGCCCGUGAAUUAUGCGCAAACACCGCACGUGGGUUGAGAGAGGAGGAAGCAGAUGGAACAAAUAUGCCGGGUGGUCUCAGUGUGGAGGCUGUAACCGCUCAUACAGGAGCUGGACAUUCUAUUGCAGGUACUGAUAGCAAGAUGGGAGGCACCUCCGUUAUUUCUGGCCCUGCUAACAAGAAAACAAGUGUAGUGAGCAAGCAAGUACAAAGCAAUGCAUGUGCAAAAGCUGCAACUGUUUCAGAACAUACUGGAUCUCAUGUACCAAGCAGUCCCCCACCUCCAGUAGCCCCCAUUGCUCGUAGAUUAAGUGUCUCAGCAUCUGUAGCUGGAGAGGAAGGAUUAGUGAGUUGUGUUCUUCCUGAAGACUUGCUCGUUGAGAUUAUCUCGGAACGAAUACAGUUAAAUGAUUGCCACCAAGGCGUGGUGUUUGAUGGGCUCGAGACACUCUUUAGUGGCAGCCAUCAAGCCACGGCGCUUGCACUUCUUAAAUCUAUCAACAACAGAAAACAUAUCUACUUUGUAUCUCAAAAACUUGACUACAAUGUUGUUCGGGCAAGGCAGAGAGCAAAGGCAGAAGAAACAGCAAAAUCAGCAGAAGCAGAAGAAGAGCAAAGAAGAAAUCGCUUGGAAGAUAUGGAUGAAGAUGAAUAUGAUGCUCUUCCUGAGGAGGAAAAGGAAGCAAUUGAUCAAAAACGACUCGAAGCAAAGAGGUUGAGACUACGAAGAGAGGCAGAAGAGAGAAAUGAGAGAGAAAGGUUGGAAAGAGAGAGAGUAGCACUUUUGGAGGAGAGAAGGUUGGAAGAGGAGAGUUCAAAGAAAAAAGGAAGAAAGAGUAAGAGAGAAGAAACUGGAAAAAGAAGUGUCUCUGGCAAACAAGCAGAUGGUGUUCCAUCCGGCCCACCAGGUGGAGCUAAAGAUAAAGGCCAACCCCUCAAGACAGUUGCAUCCGUGGCCAUCGUCGGGCAGCAGUCGUUACAUGACAUUGACAAACGACCCGAAUCAAGAGCAACGGAGAGACCAGAAUCAAUUGCUGAUGAUGGAAAAAAAACAAAGAAAGGCAAAAAUCGUCCGGUCUCGGAAGACGGACUGAAAGAAUCGAUUGAUGAUGUUAAAGAUGACCGAAGUGAUGCGGAGAAGAUGAUGCAGCAGAGAUUCAAGCUCUUUGAUCUUUCUCUCAAGGACCUCAGCAAUGUAUUAGAGCACUGGGAUCGAAGUCAACUCAUCGUCAAUCGAUCUUCAACACCAGAGGGCGGUGUUUCACUUGCUGUUGGAGACGAGGAUGGAGGUGGUGCGAAUACUGCAACUUCUCGUGAUAAGGCUCCUCCAUCUGGAAAGAAAGGAAGCAAAAAGGAGAGAGAGAAGGAGAGAUUGGAAAGAGAAAGGCAGGAAAAGGAGAGAGCUGAAAAAGAGAAAGCUGAUCGGGAAAGAAUCGAAAAAGAAAAAGCUGACAGAGAAAAACAAAGAAUGGAAGAAGGAAUUGAAGUUGAUGGCCAAGGAUCUGGUCAGUUUAAUACAGCUGAUGUGUUUGAUGGAAUAGGAGUCCCACAUAUUCAACUCGAUGCAAACGACCCUGAGAAUCCAUGCUGUAAACAAAUUCUCGAAUUAGGGAAACUACCCACCGUUAAUGAUGUGUUAGAUGGCUUGGGUCUUGGACCAAAAGGUCCCCCAAUUCCCCCACCAGCCAUGUUCUCCGUCAUCCCAUUCCCUGUGAAGAGGAAACCACCUAGUGGUGAUAAAGCGCAACACUACGAGUUCGUUGCUUCGAGUCCAGAUGACCCGAACAUUGGGGUUGAUGACCAAGCUUCCAAGGAACCAGAACCACCACCGGAGGAGCCAACACCAUCAGAAGUUACAAGGUCUGAAUCUCGCAAAGAAGACCCCGCACCCCCGAGUAGAAAGGGUAAAAACGCCCGAACUGGAACAGGUCGUAAAUCUUCACCCCGUCGCAGCAGACGUGGGUCAACGGAUGGGGGUAAAAUAUCCCCCCCUAUACCCAUAACCCCGGGAUCUGAAGCUGACCAAAGCAGCGUGAUGGGAGAGUCUUCGGAUUUUAAAGUUGUGAAAUUAAGCCAUUUUAGAUGGGUGGUACCUGCUUAUGGGGAAACUAUUCUUCGUGUUCGCUUCAGUUCUGAAGAGCUUGGUCAGUUCGACCAAACGCUCAACUUUGAGAUUGUUGGGACUCGUCGGAGGUAUCAGGUCUUCUGCAGAGGGGUUUGUUCCUUCCCCACCAUCUGCAGGGAGCCAAGGAUCGUGUUCCCGCAUCGCAAGAAGACGAAACCACGUCCCGAGGAGACGGUAGCAAAGAAAUAUAUCCUGCAGGAGGAAGUCUUUGAAUUUGGUCCUUUGCUAUGUGGAAAGACGAGAGAAAGAUACAAGGAAGGUCGCUACCCUGAAAAUAUGGAGCAACUUACAAUAAUGAACACCUCACCUCUCCCAGCUAAUAUUAGCUUCUGUUUCCAACAUGACAGCAAUGCAACAACAUUUCUGCUGGAUCCUCCAAAUAUAAGUCUAGAACCAAAUGAAUCUAAAGCAUUAUCAGUAUGGGCAUAUCCAAAGACAGCCGGUCGAUUCAUGGAUUGCAUUGUAUGUUGUGUGCGUGAAAACCCAGAACCCAUUUGUUUUAAUGUUGCUUGCCAUGGAGUUCGACCUGAGCUUGAACUUGACCGAAAACAUCUGCAUUUUGAUAAGGUUCUCCUGCACAGGAAAGACACCCGUACAUUAUACCUCCGUAACAGCACCAUGUUAGCUGUAGCAUGGAAGGUGGCCGGCAUGGAAAACAUGGGAGAUGAUUUCUCACUGAACCAGGAUGUUGGGGUGAUUGAACCAAGAUGUGAAUUUGCGCUUCAACUUCAUUUCCGAGCAACAAAAGCCAUGAAUUUGAAGAAGACAAUCAGAUUAGAGAUAUCAGAUGUUGAAAACAUCAUGGGUUUGGUACAAACAGAAAACGUUCAAGUUACAGCUGAAGCUUAUGAUGUUGCUCUUGACAUGAGUUUCCCCAAAGGUGCAGAUGGUGGAUUAGAUUUUGGUACAAUACGUGUCAUGGAUGAAUCAAAACAAACAUGCUCACUCAAGAAUAAAGGAAAAUAUGAGAUUGGAUUUAACUUCUUGUUUGAGAAACAUGCCCCCAACUGCCCUCCAGUGGAUGAGUUGUUCAGUGUUCUUCCUCAGAAAGGAACGCUGAUUCCAAAUGAUCGUCCAACGCAGGUUCAAGUAAUAUUUCGAUCUCGAACUGAAAUUACAAUUCGUGACGUUCCAUUGUUGAAAUGUCAAGUCAUUGAACCAAACAUUGGGGAUGGAAAGGAAAUAAUUGCUUCGAUUCCCAUCAAAUUGGCUGUUCGAAGCUUGUUUACAAAGUAUGUGAUCUUCCCAAGCACUGACAUUAACUUUGGCCCAAUGGUCAUCAAUACAAAGAAGACAAGAACAUUUACCAUUGAAAAUAAAGGAGAAUUUGAUUUCAAGUACACAAUUGUGAAAAUGAUCCGGGAAGCCCCUAACGUGCGACCACGACCGAUGGUUCUCGGUGGAAGACGAGCGAAGUCGAGAGAUGGAUCAAGCUCAAGUAGAUCUGUUGCUCGAGGGGGACGGGCAGCUUCAAUCAGACAAGACAUGGGAUCAAACCAAACUCGUUUAUUGGUUGGUACAUUUACUGUGUACCCAGGAUUUGGGACCAUACUGCCUGGUGGUGUGCAGAAUAUUACUGUGGAUAAUGUGGCUGAAAACACAGGCAAAUCUGAAGAGUUUCUGUCGAUCGACAUCAGUGAUAGAGAUCCCGUAGACAACGCAUCGGGUAUUCCAUAUCGUCUUCUUGCUGAAGGUUGUGUUCCAAGCAUCAACACUGGUGAUAUUACAUCAAUAUUUGAAGAACACAGGAUUUGUAAGAAUCUUCAUGCUUUCUCUGACAGUCAGGAGUUCUUGGAAGGAUCUGGAGUAUAUGGAGAGGAAGACGGAAAGUUUGUGUUUUGUAACGUGGUGGUUGGGAGAAAGUCAUAUGCGAGGUUCAAGAUAUCUAAUACUAACAAGGUUGCGGUAGAUGUAUCAAUAACAGUGAAAGCGUUAUCGAACAAAGUAGCUGCUCGUAUUCAUGAUAUAUUUGAAGUUGAACCAUCUAAGAUACAAAUCCAACCUCACAACUUCAUGUACGCAACCGUAUCAUUCUGCCCGCCUGCCAUGAACUCAUACUCUUGUAACUUUGAAGCAAACGUGGAUGGGUUACCAAGCAGUGUUGCCAAGGGUCGAAAUUUAUCCUUCGAGAUAACUGGGGAGGGAAACCUUCCAAGAGUGACCGUGAUGAGCCCUAAAGUUCGCAACAAGAGCGGUGAACCACUUCUUGUGUUUCAACGCUUGCUGUUGCAAAGAACUGAAAGUCUGCCUCUGGUGUUGAAAAAUGAAGGAACUUUUCCAAGCAAGGUCAACAUUACACUUGAACAGCAGGUUAUUCCUGAUGAUGAUGAUGCAAAUGAUGGGAAAGAAUUCUCAGCUUACGUUCCUGACUUUGCUUACAAACUUACCUCUGUUGGUGAAACAAGGGCUGUGUUUCCAAUGCAUAAUACAAGGGAUACAAGGAAAUGGCCGUACACUGCAAGUGUUGUGUUAACUCCUGGUGAGGAAGCUCGCUUCAAUGUUACCUUCACACCAAUGAUGUAUCGGGUGUACAAUGGACAAAUAAAGAUUUCAAUUGUCGAUAAUUUGUUUGAGGAGCACAGGAUACAACUAUAUGGUGAAGGGUUUAAGGAUGAUGUCACAUUCGACAAUCUCCAUAGUGAUGGUGACAUGGCGUCCCUCGCUGGUGACGAUGGAAUCAUUGACACUGAUGGUUUACCGAAACAAAUGACUGCUGAACCAAGUUCUGGGGGUUCAGGGGGCAGGGGAGAGUCCCUAAUGUUUGGUGAUUGCGACGUGGGGGUUGCGAAAGAUCGUUCGUUCAUGCUGACAAACCACUCACAAACUGAUGCAGUUAGGUUCCAGUGGUCUGAACAUGAUAAUGUGAAAUUUGUUCCAACUGUUGGUCAUAUUCAUCCAGGUUGUUCAAAAGAUAUCACCGUAACUUUUAAAGCUGAUCAACCAGUGGAGUUAAAGAAAACAAUCAUCAAAUGCUCAUUGGUCAAAAUUAAUUUCCCUGGACCAAUCGAAAUGGUAACAGAUUGGGAUGAUAGAAUGAGAACAGUCAAGUGGGUUGAUGUGGCUUCUCUUGAUCCAAAGAAAGCUGGGAGCAGACCUGCUAAGAAAAAGAUAAUUGAAACUGAAAAAGAGCCUGACCACCUGGUGGCGGAAGAGAGCUCGAGGUGUCUUGAAUUGUUUGCAUGGGCAAAAAGUGACCAUGCCAAGUUAGAUUGCGAUACAACCUCUAUUACGUUUAAAGACACACUAAUGUUCCAAGCAAGACUGUUUGAAUUUACAAUGUGCAACACUGGUCAAGUAGCAUUGCAAUACGAUUGGCAGUUAGUUAUGGAAGCACUGUCUAUACCUGGCACCACAUCUUGCUCAACUGAUUUGGAUGGAAGGCCUUCAACUGCAAACCAAUCAUCAAGGAGCGCUGGUGGGGAUUCUUCGCUUCGCUCUCUUGUUACCGAUGACGACGCAAUGCCAUUCUCUAUAUCUCCAUCUUGUGGUAAAAUUGCAGCUGGUUCGAAACAAGUAUUUUUAGCCAGAUUCUCACCGCACGAGGUCACUGAGUAUCAAGCAAGAUUGUUGUGCACGAUCCCCAACCUUCCCGCCAGCAUCCAAGAGCCUUCAAUCAAACUCCGCGGAAGAAGUUUGAUGCCAUAUUGUCACUUCGACCUCCCGGAGUCCGACUACCUGUCAAGCUCGCGACGGAACCCCGAGCUGUCGGGGCCCGCUGGUGCACAGCCGGGCACAACACUGGAUCCAAACACAAGGGUUAUUGAGUUCAACUCUAUUGGAGUAAAUGUGAAAAAUACAUGUAAAUUCUGGAUAAUGAAUCCAACCUCAUCAACUUAUUCGUUCCGAUGGAUUUGUGAUGAUGUCACAGAUGCUCGUGUCGCUCCGAACUUCUCGUGUAAAUUACUAGAAGGACAAUUGAUAAGUGGGAAGAAAUUGGAGAUGUGUUUUGAGUUCCUCCCAAAUUCACUGGAUACAAAGGAAUCUUUCUGGAAGUUUGUGAUCCUGGAGCAAAACAUCUCCAUCCCAUUCCUCCUUGUAGGACACACACAUGAGCCGAAAGUAUCUCUAUCUGCAUCUCACAUCAACUUUAACGAUCUGCUUGUCGGUCGAACUGCUUCCCAACCAGUGUUGCUUGUCAACAAUGAAUCAAUUGGAUUUAAUUAUUAUGUCAUAGAAGAAUCGUGUCAUUCUGAAGCAUACACGUCAAAUCUGAUCAUUAACCCAACUCAAGGUUUUAUUGGACCAAACUCAAAAAUCCCACUCGAUGUGACGUUCACUGCAAAGUCAGCGGGUGACGCAAAUUUCAAUGCUACAAUUUGUGUGGUUCGUAAAACCAACAACCUCAUGCUCAACGUCAAAGCAAGUGGCCACACGAUGUCAGCGAGUCUCUUGUGCGAAAAUUCACAAGGUGCUAAGAUCGAACUCUCACCUGCAGGUCUUAAUGCAAUCGAUCUUGGAAAUGUUGAACUUCAUGAGAAGGCUGUGCGACAGCUGCAUUUAGUAAACAACGGCAAACAUAAUUUUAACUUCUCGUUCGGUUUGAAACAAAACGGAAAAUCUUUCUCGCCAGAAAAAUCGAAAAAGAAACACGUGAUUGGGGUUUCCCCUGAUACAGGAAUGGUCCCAGCGGGCUCAAGAGAAGAAAUGUUUGUUAACUUUUCAACCAACAGCUUUGGGUUCAAUUGCUCCUGUGGAAAUGACAGCGUCACUGAUGGUCCCAACUACUUAUGUCAUGUGAUCGGUAAUGGAGUAAAUCCUGGACUUGACUUUUCUUUUGAUUCCCAUGACUUUGGUGCAUGCUUUAUCUACAGAGCUGGAAUGCCAAUUAAAAGUGAAACAUUGACAAUAAUUAAUAAAGAUACAAGAGAAAUAAGUGUGGAAUGUUUGUACCAAAGUACAAGCCAUCUGGAUGUUGCAUUCUCAGCAACAGUGGUUGCACCAGGUGAAGAAACAUCAGCAGUCUUUACCUUCUAUCCAAGAGAGGUUGUAACUUAUAAUGAAACUGUGACAUUCCAAGUCAAUGGGUUGUCCAAACAUGAUGUUGUCAUCAAAGGAAAAGGAACAGAAAUGAGGGUUGAAGUUGCAAACCAGAAGCAUAAGUUGGUGAAGUUUGGAGCGUUAAGAGUUGGUCAAGCUGUUAAACAUAUCAUUCCUAUCGUUAAUCGCAGCCCCACACCCAUUACCCUUAAUUUGUCGGUCACCCCAGUCAGCCAACCCCUUCAAGACCCCACUGUGUUAAGGGUGGUUCCCCUUGACCCCAUCACAUUGCAGGGUAAAGGGGGUUCCCGGGAUAUUGAGGUUUAUUUUACCCCGAAAACAAGAAUUGCUUCGUUUACUGAAGAAAUUAUGAUGGAAUGUGCCGGAAUGUCUCAACCUUUGUUCAUCAUCAGUGGAAGUUGUCAAGGCAUAGAAAUAACAUUAGAUCAAGAUUCGAUCCCGUUCGGAGCUGUGAUGCAACGCAGUCGUAGCGAACGCCGAUUCAUAAUGCACAACGUUGGCGACAUUGGAGCAGGGUUUAGAUGGGAGGCAGAUAAGUUUCAUCCAGACUUUUCCAUCACUCCAACACAGGGUUACAUAAGCACCGGGAUGGAGAUUGCCUUCUCCGUUGCUUUCCAUCCAACAAAACUUUGUCAAGAUAUUCGUUACGACGACCUUAAAUGCCACAUCGAGGGAGCGAAACCACUCAAGUUAACGUUGACGGGAAUGUGUGUUGCAACUCCUGCUUUAAAAGAGGUGGUUGGGUUCAGUUGUCAUGUGCGUGGCCGUGAUGUUCGUAAUGUGAUCAUCUCAAAUCGAACCAACCAACGGUGGACGUUACACCCAGUUAUUGAUGGUGAAUAUUGGAGUGGGGCCGAUAUACUGGUCGUUGAACCUCAACAAAGUAAACAAUAUGAGAUGAUAUUCAGACCAACUGUUAUGACAAUGGAUGGCAAGAAACAUCAGGGUUCAGUGUUCUUUCCACUACCUGAUGGUUUGGGUCUAUUGUACAACCUGCAAGGACAAGCUGAUCCUCCAAAACCUGUGUCGAGCAUCAACCGAGAUGUGCCGUGUAAAACUGCUUACGUUGAGCUGCUAUCUGUUGCCAACUGGCUUCGAAAACCACAAAGGUUCAAGGCAACAGUAGAAAUGAUCAAACCGGACAAACUUGAUGCAGGAACAACCUUGAAAGGUUUGGAUUACAUAGAUGUUCCUGGAUCUGUUAAACGAGAUUACAAACUUCACUUUUAUGCUCAUAAAGAGGGAAAUUUUGGUGCCAAGGUAAUCUUCAGGAAUGAGAGGAGUGGUGAAUACAUCUUUUAUUACGUCACACUGCGAGCGACAUCAGCUGGUGUGAUGUCAACAAUAGAGCUUGAAACACCCGUUCGAAGAAGUGCGGUCCACACACUCAGGGUAGAGAACCCACUUGCUUAUGCAGUAACUUUUCAAAGUGAAUGCAAAGCACCAGAUAUCAAUCUACCACCUCAGUUUGCUGUACCUGCUAAUUCGGAGGGAACAUGUAUGUUUGAAUAUCAACCAUUGAAAGUUGGUGAAGGAACGGGCAAGUUAGUUCUCACGAACAGUGAGCUUGGUUCGUAUACAUACGACCUUGUGUUACGAGCCACACCAGCAGCUCCUGAGAAAACAUCAUAUUUUAAAACUGCUCUGGGCGGAAGUUAUUCAGUGAAUAUCAAAUUUCAAAAUUACGCAAAGCAGAAAUCUGAUUACAUUUGCAAGAUUGACAGUCCUGAGUGGAGUUGUGAGAAGAGCAUCACUGCUGCUCCUGCAUCCUCCGGAAGCGGAACCGAAGUCACACUUGAUGUCACGUACGAACCCAUGGAGAUUGGGGAAUCCCGGGCUCGUUUAUAUGUGACAUCACAGAUAGGGGGCGAAUAUAUCUUCCCACUAGAGGGCAAGUGUGGGCCACCCAAACCUCUUGGACCUUUCGUGGUGAGAAACAAAUCAAAUGUUUCGAUUCCUUUCCGCAAUGUCUUUCCAACAACAACUCAUUUCACUUUCCAGAUUGACAACCCGCUAUUUUCGGUCAAACCCGCCGAAUCAAUUCGAUCAAAGAAGACGCACAAUAUAUCUGUGUCUUUCGAGGGUGGUCCUGCACCUGGUUCUGUUGUGACUGGAAAGUUAACUCUUUCAUGUGUUCGUACGGCUCGUAACCCCACAACUUGGGUGUUUUACCUGAAGGGAAUUACCCCAGAGCAAACCUUGCUGUGAUAGCUUUUUGUAAAUAGAAUUUUGUUUCCGAAACAUUCAAGAAAAUUUAUUUUUGUAAAGUUGAAUUUUAUAUUAAAGUGUUUAGAUCCUUAUUGAUGCUGUGGUAUUGCGAAGUAUUCAUUUAUUAAAAACACAAAGAAAUAAAACAAACAUUUUAAAAA
This is a messenger RNA of Ciona intestinalis (vase tunicate), 18876 nucleotides long. Lineage: Eukaryota; Metazoa; Chordata; Ascidiacea; Phlebobranchia; Cionidae. The record is from RefSeq and is a predicted model, not a curated record.